Messenger RNA from Hyphopichia burtonii NRRL Y-1933, 3603 nucleotides. RefSeq lists its product as uncharacterized. Gene Ontology annotation, biological process: endosome organization; organelle fusion; vacuole organization. The record is from RefSeq and is a predicted model, not a curated record. The coding region runs from base 94 to 3534 and encodes 1146 amino acids. Gene Ontology annotation, molecular function: protein-macromolecule adaptor activity. NCBI's taxonomy places the organism in Eukaryota, Fungi, Ascomycota, Pichiomycetes, Serinales, Debaryomycetaceae. The transcript has a single exon. Gene Ontology annotation, cellular component: HOPS complex; endosome.
CUUUAUUGGUGUACCGGGGUGAUUUUUUGAUCACUUAAAUCUAAAUCAAAUUAACCGCUAGCCAAUUCAACUCCCAGUCCAACACCAUAUUCAAUGGAUCUAAAAGGUAUAGAUCAUUCGGAAUCCAUCAAGUCAGACUCGGUGUACUCUGGAAGUACCGGCGCCACUCCUGCGUCGCUGGCGUUCGAUGAUGAACAGCCCAAUUUCGAGGUUGAACAAGUUCAACUUCAGUUUGACCUAAAUAACUCCCUUGGCCAAUUGAAGGUCCAAAAUAACAUCAUGUAUCUUAUAUCCAAUGAAUUCUUGUACAAAAUUGAUCUUGAAAACCCGUCAGAAGUCAAACUGGUUCCCUUACCAACACCUUUUUCCGAUAGUAACCAGGUUACAAAUAGCUGGGUCCAUCCAAACGGAUUACAUUUAAUCAUUCAAGUUAAUCAUAAAUACUACUAUUAUUUGCAUAAGUCUUACUCAAAGUUUAAGAUAAUUUCCCGUUUCAAAAAUUUAAAUAUCCAAUUCAUAACUUUCCCGUACGAUCUAAAUGCCUCUUCUUAUGAAAAUACUACCGGGGAUUUCUUAAUUGGUUCUAGUGACGGAACAAUUUAUAUCGCCUUAUUGAAAGCUCACGAUCCUUUCACCCAAGAAAACAAAAGAGAUGAUAAGUACAUCAAGCAAGUUUAUAAGUAUUCGCUGUCAUCUUCAAAUCCAAAUCGUAUAGCUGGUCUUACAUUUACUAAUAAUAUUCAAAUCAAUUUGGUUAUUGAUAAUCAAUUAUUAACUUGGGACUGCUUUGAAACUUCGUAUUCGGAACUUGUCAAAGUGUUCAAGAUCCCCCCACGUAUCUCGUCAUUACCUUCUUCUUCUUCACCUUCUUCUGCAUCUACUAAAUCUUCCUCCUCCACAAUGACAAAUAAUCCAUCUAAUAAAAUCAUUUUUGAUUCUACUUUGAAAAAUUAUAACAUUGUUAUUCCUUCAUCUAAAAAGAUUCAAUCAAAUGACCCUGAAUUCAUGUUAUCUCAAAGCGAAUCCUUGAAUAUUGGUAAUUAUAGUCUUUCUUCUUCAAGAGACUCUUUUAUUUCCACAAAUCAUCAUUUCAUUUUUUUAAAUAAUUUGAAAAAUUCCUUGGUUAUUUUGAAUAAAUUAUCCAAUUCGGACCCUUUAAUCAUCAAUCUUUCUUCUAAAGUUAAUCCUGAUGAAAAAAUUUUGGGCUUAAUAGCUGAUAACUUAGCCUCCACUUAUUGGUUAUACACCAAUAACAACAUUUAUGAAAUCAUCAUUUCUAAUGAAUCAGUUUCGGUCUGGUUCAACUAUUAUAAACUAGGUAAUUACGAAGAAGCAUUGAAAUGUCUUGAUGCUCAAGAAGUUAGUAAUCCUUUUAAAAAAGACAUGGUCUUGAUAAAACAAGGUUAUGAUUACUUACAGAAAGGUGGCUUUGGAGUCGAAUACUCAAAUGAAGAAUUCGAUUCUGACUUGUUGGCUUCUCAAAUAAAAGGUAUUAGAGUUUUGGCUGAACUGUCUGAACCAUUUGAAAAAAUUUGUCUCAUGCUUUUGAAUUUGCAGCAAUCUUUAUCGUCAAAACCAAAAUCAAGCCCAACUUAUAUGUCAGAAACUUUGUUGAUUGAAUAUUUAAUGGUGAAGUUUAACCUAUCGGUCAAAAUUGAGAAAAAUAGAAUUAGAAGUAUUGUUUUAUCUAGUUGGAUUGUGGAACUCAUGCUAAGGGUUCUUCAUAACCUACAAACAGAAAUUAAUAGUAUAACCGUUAAUAACAAAAAGGAAGAAGAUUCUCAUGAUGGUGAUUCUAAAACAUUAUCGAACAAAACUAACCUAUUUGAAUCUUUGGAUAAUCAACUUCAAUUUUUUUUAAAUGAAAAUUUCAAGAUCUUAGACGCUAAAACAAUCUACCAAAUCAUGAAAGAACUUAAUUAUCCUUCUAAAUUAAUUGCUUUCGCUGAUUUGAUCAAAGAUUAUGAAUUCAUCUUAAAUUACUAUAUCGAUAUAAGUAAUUGGGAUCAAGCAUUACAAACAUUAAUAAAAAUUUAUAAAGCUAAACAUGAGGAUUCAAAAGAAGUCAUUUAUAAAAAUUCAACUGUGUUGUUGGUGAAUGAACCAAAACUUACAAUUGAGACCUGGCUUAAAUUUGAUGACUUAGAUUAUACAAAGCUUUUACCAGCAAUUUUAACCUAUAAUAAAAACAACAAGUCAAUUCCUUUAUUUGAAAACCAUACCAUUCAUUUUUUACUGAAGGUAAUAUUCGAAAGAGGUAUUAAAAAUGAAUUUAUAAUUAACUACUAUUGCUCAUUGUUGAUUACUUAUCCGGUGUCAUCUUCACAGACCUCUCAAUUAAUUACCAAACAAUUGCUUAAAGUCUUGACGUAUAUCAAAAAUGAAACGAUUUCCAAGAAAAAUCAAGUUUAUGAUUCAGAUUUAAUUCUAAGACUCUGCUUACGUUAUGAACAAUAUCAUCCUGCAAUUUUAAUUUUAAUGAAUGAUAUGACCUUAUUCGAGCAAGCCUUAAGACUAGCACUUAAGCAUGACUUAACUGACUUGGCAGAAUUGGUUUUGAAGCGUCAUGAUGAAUACGUUUCCAAUGAACUGGACUUAAAAGAUCAUGAUGAUUACGAAUUCAUUUAUAAGAACACUGACGCGGAGGAAAAUAUUGAAUAUGUGGGGAAAAUAAAAUUAGAGGAAGAAAGUUUCAGUUCAAGGAAAAAGCUUUGGAUGUUAUUUGCUAAGCAUUUAAUCGAAGGCAUUUGCAAUGGGAAGUCUUAUAAAAUACUAGAUACAAUUGAUGGUAUACAUGACUUUGAUGUCUUGAGCACUGACAAAGAUACCGAAAAGACUUUGAGCGAUCAGGAUAGUGUCAAAGAUAUAACCAAUAACUUAUUACAGUCCUUAACUGGAGACUCAUCGAAAGAUCGAGAACUUUUAACCCAGAAUGAACAAUCCAAGUUGAAUAAAGUUUUGAAGUAUUUGUUGAACUCCUCAUAUUCAAAUAAAGCUAACUCCAAUGUUUUGUCUUUGAAAGACUUGUUACCUCUUUUCCCUGAAUCCAUCAUGAUUAAUAAUUUCAAGGACGAAAUUGUUUCCUCUUUAAAUCAAUAUAAUAAUAGAAUCAACCAACUUACACUAGAAAUGCAAGAGUCAUCGAAGAUUGCCCAUCAAUUGAAAGAACAAAUCAAGGAUUCAACUUCUAAUCACAACAAGGGCAAGAUCUACACUAUCAUCGAACCUGGUGAAUCAUGUAAGCUUUGUCAUAACUUAUUGAUCGAUAAAAACUUUAUCUGUUUUGCAAAUUGUCACCAUAACUUCCACAAAGAAUGUCUUGUGAGAUACUAUCUCAAACUGAAGGGUGACUACCGGUUCAAGAAGGUGUUCCAAGAUUUCAAAAGAAACUCUUCGGUUGCAAAUAAAAAAGAAGUUGACGAUAUAAUGUUGAAGGAUUGUGUUUUAUGUAAUGAAAGUAACAUCAAUACCAUUGACACGAACAUCAUUGAUUUGAGCUCAGACCGAGAAAAGCUCAGCGAAUGGGUUUUAUAGACUGUUUAGUGUUGAAAUAUAGACGUUGGUUAUAUACUUUUCUUUUGCAGACCGGGUUGUGUGCAGGAG